Colletotrichum orchidophilum is the source of this 900-nucleotide messenger RNA. Its product is annotated as Yip1 domain-containing protein. The record is from RefSeq and is a predicted model, not a curated record. NCBI's taxonomy places the organism in Eukaryota, Fungi, Ascomycota, Sordariomycetes, Glomerellales, Glomerellaceae. The transcript is spliced from 3 exons. Gene Ontology annotation, biological process: endoplasmic reticulum to Golgi vesicle-mediated transport. The coding region runs from base 1 to 900 and encodes 299 amino acids. Gene Ontology annotation, cellular component: trans-Golgi network; membrane.
AUGGCAACUACGAGCAAACGAGACGACUAUGCCAACCCUCCCUUGCCUGACGACGACCUGAUUGACCCUGAUGACGCUGACCUAGAUGAUUUCGACGACCCUCUCGGCAACACAUCCUCACGCCAGCCAUUGACAGGCAAUAUCGGCUCGAGUUCCUCUUCGUCGCGGCCACUGAAUGAGAAUGCUUGGACAUCUCGCAUACCCGGUGAAGACCGCGCAGCUCCACAAAACACAAUCGACGAGUCGGUGUGGGAUACCCUCCGACGAGACCUCCUUGCCGUCUGGGCUAAGAUGAGGGAGGUCCUCUACCCCAAGUACCUGCUGGGAGGCACCAUGUUCGAUGCUGAUGGCCUCCGGGGCGCAUACGCGAAUAUCCGUGGGGCUGGCAUCUCUGGAGCUCGUGAGGAGCUUACGGGCUUGGCCAGUCGCUUCAUGGACUCCGAGGCGCUCCUGUCGCAGAACAACAUGACACCUGGCCUGCGUGACUGGGAUCUCUGGGGGCCCCUCAUCUUCUGCCUGCUUCUCAGUCUUCUGCUUAGCUUCAACGCGCGGCCAGACCAGAAGGAUGUCGUGUUCAGCGGUGUCUUCGCCAUGAUAUGGAUCGGAGAGGCCGUGGUAACGUUACAGAUCAAGCUGUUGGGAGGAAGCAUCUCUUUCGCCCAAAGUGUAUGCAUCAUAGGCUACACGCUUUUCCCCUUGGUGAUCGCGGCACUCCUCUCGGCCUUUGGCAUCCCGACCGUUGUCCGGGUCCCUGUGUAUCUUGUCCUCGUCGCAUGGUCUCUGGCGGCAGGCGUAAGCAUCCUAGGCGGCAGUGGUGUGGUCAAGAACCGAGUAGGCAUCGCCGUGUACCCGCUCUUCGUCUUCUACCUCGGCCUGGGAUGCCUCUGCUUCAUCAGCUAA